Molecule: messenger RNA, 2081 nt
Organism: Durio zibethinus
Lineage: Eukaryota; Viridiplantae; Streptophyta; Magnoliopsida; Malvales; Malvaceae
Source: RefSeq, a predicted model, not a curated record
UUCAACAUUUUCUACACCUUUUUUUUUUUUGGUCUUCCCUUAGCAUUUGUUGAUAAAGGUACAGGACUUACACAUUCAUUUGCUCAGCAAAGCGCUGAACCUAUAAGUUUAUCGACUCCCUAAUUAGAUGCCCGAACUUGUCCGGAUCAUACCAGUUUAAGCAACCAGCAUCUCUCACAUGAGGAUUUCACAUAGAUGGAGAAGCUAUUAAUAAUUUGACUGCAGAUUGCUUAAUACACUCAUUUUCUUUGUUCUUUUAAUGUUCUAAUUUUUUUUUUUAAACUUUAAACGCUGUUUUUUAUUUAGAGAAAAAGGAUUCAAGCUCAAUUUUGAGUAUAAGAAUACAUGUAUUUAUUAUUAAAAUAUUAGUAAUUUCGCUCAAUAUGUAUUUUUUUUUUUCCAUUUUUUCGUUAUCAAUAAGCAACUUUAAACCUUUUGAAAUAGAAUCCAGAAGGCAUGCAUUGUUCCAUGUAAAAUAAGGUUUUUUUUUUUUAAUCAGUACCCAAACCCGAGAAACCACUCCAAGUUCAAUCGGGUUUUCUGUCCUCAUACCGUCCAGUCCAGGGCCCUUUUCCAUUCAUAGCCGACUCCUCACUUCCUGCACCAACAGUCUCCCCUUUUACGAUAAUCAACCAGUAAGUUAUCAAACUCUACAAAUCAUACUUCCUUUCUGGGAUUUUCAAGUCUCAACUUUUUUUUUUAGUUUUUUUAUUAGAUCUUCAUAGUUUUUAAUUGGGUUAUUAUUAUUACUUUUAAUGUCUUUUGUUUUAUGGUUUUUGUUUGGUUUCUGGGCUCUUGCCAUUGUAACUCUGGGUUUGUUUAUUUCUACUCUUUGCUGUUUGAGAAAACUCCUAAAAGAGAAGAUCUUUUUCUAAACAUGGUGUGGUGGCAGAGACAUUUGCAAUGUGCACUUCGUCAAGUUGGGAGAAGACUGGAGCAUAAUUAUACUCCGUCUGCCCACUAUUCUUCUACUUCUCGCUUAAGCUCCUCUCUUUUACCUUGUGAACUGCCUAGCAUUCGGAGAUUGUGGAGAUCACCUUCUGCUAGUAUCUCAACGCCUUUAUAUCAGUAUUUCCAACAAUUUUUGGGAUGUCUUGCUUUGUCUAAUGAUGAAAAAAAUACAGAGGGAAUUUCCACUUCAAGGAAGUUACUAGCAGGUUCAUCUGAAGAGACGCCCAUUUCAUCACCAUUAACUCCUGUUUUGGCAAUAGAUGGUGGGAAGACUGAAGAGAAGAAAGUUGUUCCUAGUUGCUCAAAAGUUCAAGCAGUGUUAAAGAAGAUAAAACAGAGUCCUAAGAAAGUCAACUUAGUUGCUGCAUUAGUUCAUGGUAUGCGUGUUGAGGAUGCAUUAUUGCAGUUGCAAGUGACAGUAAAGCGUGCUGCUAAAAGCGUCUAUCAGGUCAUUCACUCGGCUUGAGCGAAUGCUACCCAUAAUCAUGGAUUGGAUCCAGACCGUCUGCUAGUUGCCGAGGCAUUUGUGAGGAAGGGAUUAUUUUUGAAGAGAGUUUCGUAUCAUGGUAAAGGGCGAAGCAGAAUUAAAGAGAUACCAGAGUGUCGACUAGCAGUUGUAGUUGGGGAGAUGACCCCGGAAGAGGAAGCCAAGAUAGCCAGGUUGAAAGUAAGCAAGUUUCGCAAGCUUACUAAGCGCGAAAGGCGACUAGUGCCCCAUAAGCUUUUUGAAGCCACUCCUAUUUGGAUUUACAAAGGCAAAGCCAGCAGCCAGUAACCAAAUGGCAUGGCUGCAUGAGAUUUCUCCCUUAAAUGUUUUUGCAUUUGAACUGAGUUUUUAAGUGCCAAAAUGAUUUUAGUUUAUCCCCUGGUGGUGCUCCAAUAUAUUUUUUCAAUGGCUGGAUAUGGUUUUGAGAAAUGUGGAAUCUCACCCAAACCAAUUGCUGCAACAUUUAAAAUUCAACCAUAUUCUACAGAGAUGCUUAUCCUGUACAUCAGCAUUUUUUUAAAGUUAAAAAACUCCAAUGUUGAAAUAUAAAAUCAACUAAGCAAUGGAUAGUGUACGAAGAGAAGCCAUUCCCUUUCUGCUACAAAAUUGGCAUUGCUCCGAAUCAUUCUUCGGAUUAAGUAUA